Lepus europaeus (European hare) is the source of this 2388-nucleotide messenger RNA. It is a transcript of the gene NTRK1, whose product is annotated as neurotrophic receptor tyrosine kinase 1. Gene Ontology annotation, cellular component: axon; plasma membrane; signaling receptor complex. The coding region runs from base 1 to 2388 and encodes 795 amino acids. NCBI's taxonomy places the organism in Eukaryota, Metazoa, Chordata, Mammalia, Lagomorpha, Leporidae. The transcript has 17 exons. The record is from RefSeq and is a predicted model, not a curated record. Gene Ontology annotation, molecular function: transmembrane receptor protein tyrosine kinase activity; neurotrophin binding; ATP binding. Gene Ontology annotation, biological process: multicellular organism development; cellular response to nerve growth factor stimulus; regulation of phosphatidylinositol 3-kinase/protein kinase B signal transduction.
AUGCUGCGAGGCGGACGGCGCUGGCAGCUCGGCUGGCACAGCCAGGCGACGGGGCCGGGCACCCUGCUGGCGUGGCUGAUGCUGGCGUCCGCAGGUGCCGCGCUCUGCCCCGAAGUCUGUUGCCCCCGCGGCCCCUCGGGGCUGCUCUGCACCCGUCCUGGAGCCCUGGACAGGCUCCGCCACCUGCCGGGCAUCGAGAACUUGACAGAGCUCUACCUGGAGAACCAGAACCUGCAGCAUCUGACGCUCGGUGACCUGAGGGGCCUGCGGGAGCUGAGAAACCUCACCAUCGUGAACAGUGGCCUCCGAUCCGUGGCGACAGAUGCCUUCCGCUUCACUCCCCGGCUGAGUCGCCUGAAUCUCUCCUUUAAUGCUCUGGAGUCUCUCUCCUGGAAAACCGUGCAGGGCCUCCCUUUACAGGAACUGGUCCUGUCGGGGAACUCUCUGCGCUGCUCCUGUGCCCUGCGCUGGCUGCAGCGCUGGGAGGAGGAGGGGCUGGCCGGCGUGCAGGAACAGAAGCUGCGGUGCUCCGAGUCAGAGCCCCUUGCCCUCAUGCCCAACGCCAGCUGCGGUGUGCCCACGCUGAAGGUCCAGAUGCCCAAUGGCUCGGUGGACGUAGGGGACAGUGUGUUCCUGCAGUGCCAGGUGGAGGGGCAGGGCCUGGAGAAAGCUGGCUGGAGCCUCACGGAGCUGGAGGAGCUGGCCACAGUGAUGAAAUCUGAGGAUCUGCCCACCCUGAGGCUGACUCUGGCCAAUGUCACCAGUGACCUUAACAGGAAGAACGUGACCUGCUGGGCGGAGAAUGAUGUGGGCCGGACCGAGGUCUCCGUUCAGGUCAACGUCUCCUUCCCGGCCAGCGUGCAGCUGCACAUGGCGGUGGAGAUGCACCACUGGUGCAUCCCCUUCUCCGUGGAUGGCCAGCCGGCCCCCUCCCUGCACUGGCUCUUCAACGGCUCCGUGCUCAACGAGACCAGCUUCAUCUUCACCGAGUUCCUGGAGCCAGCAGCCAAUGAGACCAUGCGGCACGGCUGCCUGCGCCUCAACCAGCCCACCCACGUCAACAAUGGCAACUACACGCUGCUGGCCACCAACCCCUCGGGCCAGGCCGCUGCCUCCAUCAUGGCUGCCUUCAUGGACAACCCUUUCGAGUUCAACCCUGAGGACCCCAUCCCUGUUUCCUUCUCGCCAGUGGACGCCAACAGCACCUCUGGAGACCCGGUGGAGAAAAAGGACGAAACGCCUUUUGGGGUCUCCGUGGCUGUGGGCCUGGCUGUCUUUGCCUGCCUUUUCCUUUCCACGCUGCUCCUUGUCCUCAACAAAUGUGGACGGAGAAACAAGUUUGGGAUCAACCGGCCUGCGGUGCUGGCUCCAGAAGAUGGACUGGCCAUGUCCCUGCAUUUCAUGACAUUGGGUGGCAGCUCUCUGUCCCCUACUGACGGCAAAGGCUCCGGGCUCCAAGGCCACAUCAUUGAGAACCCACAGUACUUCAGCGAUGCCUGUGUCCAUCAUAUUAAACGGCGGGACAUCGUGCUCAAGUGGGAGCUGGGCGAGGGCGCCUUUGGGAAGGUCUUCCUGGCCGAGUGCCACCACCUGCUGCCCGAGCAGGACAAGACGCUGGUGGCAGUCAAGGCGCUGAAGGAGGCGUCGGAGAGCGCGCGGCAGGACUUCCAGCGCGAGGCCGAGCUGCUCACCAUGCUGCGGCACCAGCACAUCGUGCGCUUCUUCGGCGUGUGCACCGAGGGCCGCCCGCUGCUCAUGGUCUUUGAGUACAUGCGGCACGGAGACCUCAACCGCUUCCUCCGCUCCCAUGGGCCUGAUGCCAAGCUGCUGGCUGGUGGGGAGGACGUGGCCCCAGGUCCCCUGCGCCUGGGCCAGCUGCUGGCCGUGGCCAGCCAGGUGGCCGCGGGGAUGGUGUACUUGGCCGGUCUGCACUUCGUGCACCGGGAUCUGGCCACUCGCAACUGCCUGGUGGGUCAGGGGCUCGUGGUCAAGAUUGGUGAUUUCGGCAUGAGCAGAGAUAUCUACAGCACCGACUACUACCGCGUGGGAGGCCGCACCAUGCUGCCCAUCCGCUGGAUGCCGCCCGAGAGCAUCCUCUACCGCAAGUUCAGCACGGAGAGCGACGUGUGGAGCUUUGGCGUGGUGCUCUGGGAGAUCUUCACCUAUGGCAAGCAGCCCUGGUACCAGCUCUCCAACACCGAGGUGAUCGAGUGCAUCACGAAGGGACGUGAGCUGGAGCGGCCGCGUGCCUGCCCGCCGGAGGUCUACGCCAUUAUGCAGGGCUGCUGGCAGUGGGAUCCCCAGCAGCGCCACAGCAUCAAAGAUGUACAUGCCCGACUGCAAGCCCUGGCCCAGGCGCCACCCGUCUACCUGGACGUCCUGGGCUAG